Puccinia triticina is the source of this 294-nucleotide messenger RNA. RefSeq lists its product as uncharacterized. Lineage: Eukaryota; Fungi; Basidiomycota; Pucciniomycetes; Pucciniales; Pucciniaceae. The record is from RefSeq and is a predicted model, not a curated record. The transcript is spliced from 4 exons. The coding region runs from base 1 to 294 and encodes 97 amino acids.
AUGGCUCCCACCGAUGCUCCUCUGGCUCUGGUGGAUGGUCUGGUCCCCAAGUUUCAAGCCGAUGGAAGCAUGCAAUCCGGUGAUUCGGCCAUGCAGACUGCAAACGAAGGCAAGUCAAGCAAUGCCGAGGCAGCUCAACGCGCAUCGGAGCCCAAGGAUCCCUGGGCCCUAGGUAUAACUAAACUCAAGCUUACUGCUCAGGCUAAGCCCAUUUCAGCUGCAACAUGGAACCUCGAUCCACCACACAAAGGCUAUGCAAGCUUUUCAAUCACAAAGGCCUUCGGGUUGUCCUGA